AGUUCGUACAAUUGGCGCUUCAGUUCAGGACAGUUCAGUCUCCGAGACCACUGUCCGCACGAACCCCAAUAAAAAGUCCACUGUUUCCCGCCGACAUCCACUCACAUCAUCGCUCUCUCUCUCUCUCUCUCUCUCCAUAUCUUGCGUGAUCUCUCUGAUCACUCUCUCGUCGGAGUUCGCGAGGUCGUCUGUUCAUGAACGGUAGGGUUCGAAGCGAAUUGGACGGUCGAAUAAGGCUCGCAAGGCACAAUGAGUUCAUCAACGGAGGUGGCUUCGCCGGAAAAUGUGGUUCAGGCGUUGUUGGAGUACUUGGUUGACCCCCUGUUGCCGUUGAAGCCCCGUGGGAGUGAACCUCCUCCACUUCAUCAACAGCAAUCCGUCGCCAAACAGAUGCAUGCAGUUGUGUUACUCUACAACUACUUCCAUAGGAAACAACAUGCAGAAUCAGAGUUUCUGGGGUUUCAGUCCUUUUGCAAGUUGGCUGUCACUUUGAGACCAGCUCUAUUGACACACGUGAAACUCAUGCACCAAUCUGAUUCCACUGAGUUGAAUGACCUGGAAGAGCAGCUUUCAGUGACAGAGAAGGCGAUUAAGAAUGCAUGUGAUAUAGCUUUAGUUCUCGAUGCUUCAGAAGGUUCUCCAAAUACCGAGGGAUGGCCAGUUUCUAGGCUUGCCAUGCUAUCAUCUGACUCCAGCAAAGAGCAUUGCUUGCUGGAGUUUAGUUCCAUCACCCAGGGGGUUUGGUCGGUCAUAGAGAAAGAUCUUGAUAUCUUUAGCAUCAAUUCUGAAGGUACAACGGAGGGAAAACGCAUAAACAAAAGAAAAAGGAGUGCCAAAAGGUCUAAUGAAGGUGGUUUUCAUGAGCUUGCACUUUCAACUGUCAAGGAAGUGAUAGGUAUUGACCAGAGUGAUCUUGUGAUUUUAGAGAGCCAUGCAGUAUACUCCUUGAGUAGAGAAAAGACAGCUGCUAACUUUUAUAUACUACAAUGCACAAAACCAAUAAAUGAGGAUCUUCAAGUUCCUAUUAAAGAUGUUAUUGAGAGAAUGCAAGGCCCUUUGGUUGGAAAAAGUUCCAGCGGUUGGAUUGUGACCCCAGUAGUCGAGUACUUUCAUGUGCUUCCUUAUGCUGGAAUCCUGACAAACUGGUUUUCUAGGGAAGUGUUCUCAAAUAGUUUGCAAGGUUCCAGAAUUGGAUUAGAAAAUGUAGAUGUCAAGAACUUGUUGAGUAUGGAUGAUGUUUGUGACAAAGAGGUUAUUAAAGAUGGACAUGAUUAUGAGAGAAAAUCUGAUGGAGUGAAUUCUGUUGGCAAAAAGAGUGAAGAAAAUGCCACUGAAUUACAAGAUUUAAGGGUUGGAUCAGAAUAUGUGGACCUGAAGAGCCCACAGAGGAUAGACGUUAUUCCUGACAAAGAGGCUAUUGAAGAGAGUGAUGAUAUGGGUAAGAACUCAAAUGUAGCAGAUUCUGUUAGCAAUGAUGUUGGUCGAACUAGUACUGAAUCUUGGAAGCAGAAAGAUGGACACAGAAGUGGCUUGGCUUGUUUGUCUGAUUCUAAGUACGGGCCCCAGAAGAUGGAUGAUGUCAAUAUCUUACAGUGUACAGACAACCUUUGUGGCAAAGACGCUAUGAAAGAUAGAGAAGAUGUUUGUAAUAGCUCUAACAGGGCAGAUUCAGUUGGCAACCUGACUGGUGGAACAAUUGUCCAAUUGCAAGAUUUAAGUGUUGUAUUAGAAUGUGUAGAUGUCAAGAGCCCUCGGAGGAUAGACACUAUUUCUGAUAAAGAAGUUAUUAAAGAGAGCGACAAUUCCGGUAAGAACUCUAAUGCAACAGAUUCUGUUGGCAAUGAUGGUGGUCAAACUAGGCCUGAUUCUUUGAAGCAGAGAGAUGAUAAUGGAAAUGGCAUUGUGUGUUUGUCUGAUUCUUAUUCUUGGCCACAUAAGAUGGGUGCUCAUGUUAAGAGCUUGCAGAAAAUAGACAGUCUUUGUGAAGGAUCUAUCAAAGAUAGAGAUGGGUCUGGUAAUAACUCCAAUGGAGUGGAUUCUGUUAACAAGCAGGCUGGUGGAACUACUACCAAAUUGCAAGACCUAGGGAUGGGGCUAGAUAACAUAGAUGUCAAGAAUCCUCAGGGUAUAGGCCAUCCUUCUGACAAAAAAGUUAUUAAAGGGAGCAAUGAUUCUGGCAAGAACUCUAAUGCUACAGAUUCUGUUCGCACUGGGAGUGGUGAAACUAAUACUGAAUAUUUGAAGCAGAGAAAUGAUAAUGGAAGUGGUGUGGUUUGUUUGCCUGAUUCUAAGUCUGGCCUUCAGAACAUGGAUGUUGGUGACUCUUCUCUGGUUUGGCAUCAGAAUGAAAACAGAAGCAAGACUGCCCACAGCGAAAUAAAAGUUUACCAUCACAGGAAAAGGAUGAAUAAUUCUGCAGAUGAUAAUAUACAUUCCAAAACAAAACGCACCAAGGUGGAGAUGAGUAACUCCAUGCCAAAGCCAUGCAUUCCUGAGGUAAAUGUUGUAAAGGUUGAUACUGGAAUUGAGACUGGCAGCAUUCUCUCUUCUGGGCAAGUUAAAUUGCCAAUGGGAGGUUAUGCCCCACUUUCUUCCACAUUGAACUCAAAGUACCUAGAAAAGCUACAAAGCACUCUGGCGUCAAAGGAAAAUGCUUUGUCACAGAUUGCCUUGAGAAUUCUCUAUAGCAAAAGGCACAAGCUGUCAUGCCAGUUGAGGAAUCUAGAAGAUGCAAUUGCUGUGUGUGACAAAAAUAUACAGACAAUUUUAGAUGAAGGUGAGGAUAGCCUGGCUUUAAAGAUAGAGGCCAUUGUAGAUAAAUGUGACAACGUUUGCCUGAAAGGUGAAAAUGAACCUAAAGAAAGGACUCAUUCACAUUUUGAAGAUCAAUGCUCACAUAAAUACAAGAGGAGGACAUUGUCUGAGGCCAUCUUCACUUUGCGAAAAUCAUGUCAGGAACUUGACGAUAUAUGUCUUGAGAACAACUGGAUAUUACCAACGUACAAUGUAUCUCUAGGAGAUGUGAAGCUAAAUUUGGCAAUUGCUAUGUCAGAUGGUUUCUGUGCCCAUGUAUGGGUAAAAGGGAUGGACUUCGAAUGUUCAGCAGCAAGUGAUCUGCAAUCCUGUCCUCAAUUAGCAAGAGAGUCAGCUGCAGUACAGAUGAUUUCCAAAUUACGAAGCAUAUCCGGUCAGACCCAGUAGUUUCUGGUUCAUCAAUUAAGAGGCCGCUGCUGCUGCAUGAUAUGGUGCAAGCAUUCCCUUUCAUUGGGUUACCGGGUUUCCGUGCAAAUGAAUAGAAAGUCCUAGGGAUGAUAACUAUGUUUGUAUGUAGACAACAGUAACUGAUGAGUGGUACCUAGAUGCUUUUGACAUGUCAUUUCACCUGUUUAACACCGGUAAUCAUCAGCUAUAUCUAUGAACUAUAAUUAGGGCUGCAA
Messenger RNA from Diospyros lotus (date-plum), 3437 nucleotides. RefSeq lists its product as uncharacterized. Lineage: Eukaryota; Viridiplantae; Streptophyta; Magnoliopsida; Ericales; Ebenaceae. The record is from RefSeq and is a predicted model, not a curated record. The coding region runs from base 250 to 3201 and encodes 983 amino acids. The transcript is spliced from 11 exons.